Messenger RNA from Megalops cyprinoides (Indo-Pacific tarpon), 1475 nucleotides. RefSeq names its product DBF4 zinc finger (gene dbf4). Gene Ontology annotation, molecular function: nucleic acid binding; zinc ion binding; protein serine/threonine kinase activator activity. The coding region runs from base 123 to 1475 and encodes 450 amino acids. Gene Ontology annotation, biological process: regulation of cell cycle phase transition; positive regulation of nuclear cell cycle DNA replication. The transcript is spliced from 14 exons. Lineage: Eukaryota; Metazoa; Chordata; Actinopteri; Elopiformes; Megalopidae. Gene Ontology annotation, cellular component: nucleus; Dbf4-dependent protein kinase complex. The record is from RefSeq and is a predicted model, not a curated record.
ACUACAAUGAAGUUCUCAAUAGGUUGAUGGAACAUAAACUUCGUAGUAGUUUUUACUUAUUCUAUUAACACUAUAACCGGGGAAUAAACUGGAACAUUAUUCCUCAAUGUGAUUAACUUAAAAUGAAACCUAGAGGUAUUCCGAGGCUAGGGAAAACGAAGUUGCAAGAAUCACAUGUGGAACAUGGGCAAAACAAGGGCACUUCCAAAAGCUGUCUUAAAACAGUGACUGAAGCAAACCCCUCACAAAAAAAGCCCCUGCUUGGGAAGGGAUUCUAUCUCGAUUUACCAUUCAAUAAGAAAACCGAAAACUUGGAGAAGGACAUCAAGAUUUUGGGAGGGACCAUUGAGAAGUUCUUCAGCAAGGACAUCAAGUACCUGGUUUCAAGUCAGAAGGAGGCACGAUAUGCCCAAAGACUGGGCAGGAACUCUCCGGUGCCCAGCCCCGACUCCGGCCACAGCUCCCCCCACCCCAGCAGCAGGAGAGGAAGCCACAAAGGCAGCUCCCAGGGGCCCUCAGAGACUGUGGUUACGAGUAGAGGCAAAUCAUUAGUAGAGAAAGUAAUAAAGGAGCAGGAACGGGUACAAAUCAACCGCAUCUUCUCCAAUGCUCUGGAGUGGGGAAUCAAAAUCCUUUACGUUGAUGAUGUAAUAUCGUAUGUUGAGAAGAAGAAAAGAGACUUCACAACACAGCAGCAGAGUAACGCAUCCACCCCAGCUGUUGAGACAAGAAAAACUAGACCCUCAGAAAAACCCACUUUUCAGAAAUAUGAUGCUGGAAGGAUCAGUAAGCCUUUUGUGAAGGUUGAAGACUGUAGCAGGCACUACAGGCCGAUCUUCCUUUCUAUGCCGCACCUGCCAGAGCUGAAGUUGAGCUCUGCGCCUCCUGGCAGUCCCUUUCUGGCAGAGGAGCACGGCAAAGAUGGGCAGGGAAAGAAACCAAAAGAGCACCGGAACAAAGGCCUUAAAGGUGCUGGAAGCGAGGCAGGGAAGCUCCUGAAGGCCAAGAGCAAAGUGGCGGACGUUCGCGGGAAGAAGCGGGGAGGAUACUGUGAAUGCUGCGUGGUCAAAUACGAAAGCGUGAAAGCGCAUCUGAACAGCGAGCAGCACAAGGCUUUUUCGAAGAGUGAGGAGUACUGCGUUGUGGAUAAAGCCAUUGCCGAACUCGUCUGUGAUUUUGUUGAAAAUUCAAUUCAAAAGCGGACAAAAAGGCCGAAGUGGUCGGUCUCCUCUGUAGUACAUACAUCUGUACAAAGAAAGAUGUUUGAGGUGCAAAAAGAGGAGACCAUGGAAGCAGACCCAAGUGUGGAAGGUAGAACAGGCCCCGCCUUUCUCGGUGGCUCUGCAGAGUCCUCCACCACCCGCAGUGUGGACGGCGCUGCGUCUCGCAGGCAGAGAGCCCUCAGUAAGGCCCUUCUCUCCGGUAGCCAAGGAUCAGAGGCAUCAAAGAAUUCUCACAGAUCACCCCAGAAAUGA